UGCAUUGAGCCCGCACUGAAAUGUUAGUAGCAGUUUAGGAAUAGGUUGGCCUCUUUUGCUUCAUUUUAAGAAAGCUGCAGAAACCAUCUUUUUUUUUUUUUCUGCAAAAAGGUUCAGAGUGAUUCUGAUACAAGGUUUUAUCUCGGUUUUAAUUAAUCACUAGUUUUCAGGUAACAACUUUUUUAUAUGUUAAAUUGAGGAAAUUCAGUUCUCAGUUUAAUAUUAGCAAAAAAAAAAAAGAAAGAAAAAGGUCAGGUACGAUUCAUAGAUCUGCCUGAUGAGCCACAAUGGGUUUGGUGUUAUGUAUAAAACAACAAAAGUUAUCAUACAUUAUCAUCAUACUGAUGUUGUAGCCACCUAUAAUCUGGCACCACAUCAGUAGAGGAUUAGCUCAAACAGUCCUUUGAUUUCAUCUUCUCUUGGAAUUUUUUGUUACUUUCCUUGUACAAUCAUUUGGGAAGGGUUCCCUAGGAGUGUUAGUAAUCAAUGAGAGUUUAUAUGCAUUGGAAUUACGGAUAUAUAAUUGUGUUAAGAUUUAUGUAAGCUGUGGAAAUAUAUAUUACACCUGUACUUAUGUAGAUGGAUUUUUCAGAUGUUACAGACAACACAAAAAUGCCAGGGGAAAACCAUGAGAGACCUUCUACAAAUCCCACCCCACCAUCUAACAGCGUAUUCCAACACACAGCAGGCAAGCCACCAGAGCCUGGCGGACAAAGGCUCGGGCCCGGCCCAACCACAUUUUCAACACAGAUCCCACAGCCUGUCAGUGGUGGUCUCAAUUUUCAAUCUCCAACAGAUGCCAAACCGCUCAGCCCUGGUUGGAGCGCUGCGAUAGCAGCGGCACAAGGAGCUGCCAAUAUGACGCGUAAACGACAAAACAGAAAGCAACAAAAUCAAAAUGUCCGCCCUGUGCGGGCACUAUGUUGUCUCAGCCUUACAAAUCCAAUACGCAAACUGUGUAUACGGGUAGUGGAAUGGAAGCCUUUUGAGUUCCUGAUUCUAGUGACUAUAUUUGCCAACUGUAUAGCCCUGGCGGUUUACACACCAUAUCCUAAGUCAGACACCAACGAAAUCAACAAGGCGCUUGAGCACAUAGAGUAUAUAUUUCUUGUGAUAUUCACGGUGGAGUGUGGUAUGAAGAUUAUAGCCUAUGGUUUUAUACUUCAUUCUGGUGCUUACCUCCGCAAUGGCUGGAACAUUCUAGAUUUUAUCAUUGUAGUUAUAGGGUUAAUUAGUACAAUUUUAUCGUCUACAUUGGAAGAUGAUGUAUUUGAUGUUAAAGCCCUUCGAGCGUUUAGGGUGUUGCGGCCCUUACGGCUUGUCUCUAGGGCACCAAGUUUACAAGUUGUACUCAACUCGAUAUUGCGUGCAAUGGUGCCUUUAUUACACAUUGCCCUUCUUGUCAUAUUUGUUAUCAUCAUCUAUGCUAUAAUCGGUCUAGAACUCUUCUCAGGGAAACUACACAACACAUGCUUUCUCAAUGGAACUGAUACAUACGCUGGUGAUUCGCAGUGGCCCUGUUCAAAUACAUCAGGAAAGGGUUAUCAGUGUGAUGCGUCGCAAGGACAUAUUUGCAAAUCGGGCUGGGAGGGUCCAAAUGAUGGAAUCUCAAACUUUGAUAACUUUGGACUUGCUAUGUUAACAGUGUUCCAGUGUAUCACAAUGGAGGGGUGGACUGAUGUUUUAUAUAGUAUAAACGAUGCAAUGGGCAAUGAGUGGCCUUGGAUAUACUUUGCCAGUCUUAUCAUCAUAGGAUCCUUCUUUGUUCUCAAUCUUGUUCUUGGUGUCCUCAGUGGAGAAUUUUCUAAAGAAAGAGAAAAAGCCAAAGCCCGAGGAGACUUUCAAAAGUUACGAGAAAAACAGCAACUUGAAGAAGAUAUCCGAGGGUAUCUCGAUUGGAUCACUCAAGCAGAGGUGAUGGACCCAGAUAAUGAAGAGGGCGAAGAUGCUGAUAAAAGUAGACAUGCCAAGGUUACAAGUGAGACCGAUUCUUCGGAUAAAACAGAAGAUGGCAUUGAUGUUGAUGAAGUACAACAAACUUGGUGGCACAGAAAAAGUUGGAGAUUACGAAAAUUAAAUCGUCGUUGUAGAAGAGCCUGUAGAAAAUUUGUAAAAAGCACACCAUUUUAUUGGACAGUUAUUGUAAUGGUGUUUCUAAAUACAUGUGUCUUAACCUCAGAGCAUUAUAGACAACCUGAUUGGUUGGAUGAAUUUCAAGAAUGGGCGAACAUAUUUUUUGUGAUCUUAUUCACUUUGGAGAUGUUGUUAAAGAUGUACAGUCUAGGAUUUCAAGGCUAUUUUGUUUCCCUGUUUAAUCGCUUUGACAGUUUUGUUGUGCUAUGCAGUAUUAUUGAAGUGAUAUUAAUUCGGACAGAUUUGAUGCCACCAUUAGGUGUUAGUGUGCUAAGGUGUGCUCGCUUGUUACGUGUCUUUAAAGCAACAAGGUAUUGGUCAUCUCUACGUAACCUUGUGGCAUCUCUACUCAACAGUAUGCGUUCUAUUGCCAGUUUAUUGUUACUUCUCUUCUUGUUUAUUGUGAUCUUUGCCUUGCUCGGCAUGCAGUUGUUUGGCGGGAAGUUUAACUUUGCAGACGGCAAGCCUCGCAGCAACUUUGAUACCUUCUACCAGUCAUUGCUCACUGUCUUCCAGAUCCUGACUGGUGAAGACUGGAAUGCUGCAAUGUAUGAUGGGAUAAAAGCUUUUGGUGGAGUCUCACAGAUCGGCGCAGUAGUCUGGGUGUAUUUUGUUGUUCUGUUUAUCUGUGGUAACUAUAUUCUCCUGAAUGUGUUCUUGGCUAUUGCCGUGGACAAUCUGGCUGAUGCUCAAAGUUUAACGGAAAUUGAAGCAGAAAAGGCGGAAGAAAGGGAGAGAACUAGGUCUAUACGUCGCUCGAAAAGUAAAUCACCAGAGAAAGGCGAUGAGCAGGGAGAGGAAGAUGAAGGUGUGGGUAUGAACGGGGAUGAAAAGGGAGAUGAUGCUGAAUACAGCGGAGAGCUCAGCCGUCAUCCAAGCAACAGAAGCUCAAGAAGUCAUCAUGAGCCGAUGGGAGAGCACCAUGUCCGUAUCAAUGCCAGGUAUGAUGAUGAUGAUGAAGAUGAGGGAAUGUAUAGGCACAGUCAGCAUAUACCCAUUGAAGAGGAUGAGUACCAGUCUGAGGAAGAUGAAGAAGAAGAAGGGGAAGAGUUUGAGGAGGAUGAUGACUCUCAGACUGUGUCCACUGCUAGACCAAGACGAAUGUCAGAGAUUCGAAUUACCAAUAAAGUCAAACCUAUACCACCUUUUAGCUCACUCUUUGUCUUUUCUCCAACUAACAGGUUCCGCAAGAUAUGUCAUUCUGUAUGUAACCACCCGUACUUCGGCAACAUAGUGCUUGGAUGUAUUUUAAUCAGUAGUGGAAUGUUGGCAGCUGAGGAUCCUCUCAACAGUAAAUCAGAUAGAAAUAAAAUCCUGAACUACUUUGAUUAUAUAUUUACCAGCGUGUUCACAGUAGAAAUCAUUGUCAAACUUAUUACAUAUGGAUUGGUGCUACAUAAAGGUUCAUUUUGUCGUAGUUUCUUCAAUAUUCUCGAUCUGAUCGUCGUCGGCGUCUCCCUCGUCUCUUUUGUACUAGAAUUGGGAGGUGCUAAUUUCAAUGAAGCUAUCUCCGUAGUGAAGAUUCUUAGGGUGCUCCGUGUGCUUAGACCACUUAGGGCCAUUAACAGAGCUAAAGGGCUAAAGCAUGUGGUUCAGUGUGUGAUUGUGGCUAUACGAACCAUCUACAACAUAAUGUUGGUCAUGUUCUUGCUGCAAUUCAUGUUUGCUGUAAUUGGCGUACAGCUGUUCAAGGGUACCUUCUGGAGUUGUACAGAUACAUCAAAACGUUCAGUAGACGAAUGCAAAGGAAACUAUGUAGAUUACCAGGAUGGAGACAUCGACCAUCCAGUUCUUUUAGAGAGAAAAUGGGAGAAUAAUCCACUCAACUUUGACGAUGUCUCACAGGCCAUGAUGACCUUAUUUACUGUCUCAACAUUUGAAGGAUGGCCAUUGUUGCUUUACAUAUCCAUAGAUUCAAACGAGGAGAGUAAAGGCCCCAUUUACAAUGCUAGACCACCCGUUGCUGUCUUCUAUUUCAUUUUCAUAAUUGUCAUUGCUUUCUUCAUGGUGAACAUCUUCGUAGGUUUCGUUAUUGUCACCUUCCAAAAUGAAGGAGAGCAAGAAUACAAAAAUUGUGAACUGGACAAAAAUCAAAGAAAAUGUAUAGAGUUUGCAUUAAAAGCUAGGCCAGUUCGGAGAUAUAUUCCAAAGGCAAGAUGGCAGUACAAGAUUUGGUGGUUUGUGACCUCGCAGGCAUUUGAAUAUGGCAUUUUUGCCCUUAUUAUGGUCAACACAAUUGCACUGGCAAUGAAGUUUUAUGGGCAGUCCAACACUUACUCGGAAGCUCUAGAUUACAUGAACAUGUUCUUUACUGGUGUGUUCACAGUGGAAUUUGUUCUCAAACUGACAGCAUUUAGGUUUAAGAAUUAUUUUGGUGAUCCAUGGAACGUGUUUGAUUUCAUCAUUGUAUUGGGAAGCUUUAUUGAUAUCAUCUAUACUGAGGUCAAUACUGGUACCCAGAUUAUAAGUAUAAACUUCUUCCGAUUGUUCCGCGCAAUGAGAUUUGUCAAGUUGCUGAGUCGUGGGGAAGGUAUACGAACCCUGCUCUGGACAUUCAUAAAAUCGUUCCAGGCCCUGCCAUAUGUAGCAUUGCUGAUUGUUAUGCUGUUCUUCAUCUAUGCAGUAAUUGGCAUGCAGGUUUUUGGUCGUAUCGCAAUUGAUGAUGACACUGCCAUACAUCGCAACAAUAACUUCCAGUCGUUUCCGCAGGCUUUGCUUGUGUUGUUUAGAUCGGCCACAGGUGAGGCGUGGCAACAAAUUAUGUUAGCGUGUAUAUAUGAUAAAGAGAAUGUGAAGUGUGAUCCUAAGGCCGAGAACCGAGACCAAGACUCUUGUGGCAACAACUUUGCCUUCAUCUACUUCAUAACAUUCUAUAUUCUUUGCUCAUUCUUGAUCAUCAAUCUGUUUGUUGCUGUUAUCAUGGACAACUUUGACUACCUGACUCGUGAUUGGUCAAUUCUGGGGCCGCACCAUCUUGAUGAGUUUGUACGACUUUGGUCGGAAUAUGAUCCCGAGGCAAAGGGUAGAAUCAAACAUCUGGAUGUAGUUACUUUACUAAGGAAGAUAUCACCACCUCUAGGUUUUGGUAAACUGUGUCCACAUCGUAUAGCCUGUAAGAGAUUAGUUAGUAUGAACAUGCCUCUGAACAGUGACGGAACUGUGAUGUUUAAUGCAACACUGUUUGCCCUCGUACGUACGUCUUUAAAGAUAAAGGUCGAGGGCAAUAUAGACCAGGCAAAUGCUGAACUAAGGGAGGUAAUACUGAAAAUAUGGAAAAGAACCAGUCCAAAACUGCUUGAUCAAGUUGUUCCUCCUGCAGGAGAUGACGAUGUGACUGUAGGUAAAUUCUAUGCAACGUUCCUGAUCCAGGAUUAUUUCCGUCGCUUCAAGAAGAGGAAGGAACAGAUGCAGAAAAUACAAAAGGGUCAAGAACAUACAAAUGCUCUCCAGGCUGGAUUGCGAGCAGUACAUGACUUGGGCCCUGAGAUACGUCGUGCUAUCUCUGGUAACCUUGGUGAAGAGGAAUUCCCUGACAAAGAUGUUGAAGAGCCCAUGCACAGGAGGAACCACAGUUUGUUUGGAAGCGUGAUGAAUGCUUUGACAGGAACUGUGAAAACAGGUCUACCAUUUACGACCAGGACACAGUCAUUAUUCAUCAAUCAUUCACAAAACCCACCAAAAGUUUCACCUACAAAUUCAUUCCAUGGUCCACAUACCAACCCAUCCCCGAGAAAUUCCAUUUCCGGUAAACUAUCUCCAUCGGAAUCCAGCAAUCAUAUAGGAGAGAACCGUCUUAACGUAGAUUUAAAUAAUGCUAUAAAUAGAUCACAGUCACCAUUAGCCAAUCCAAUUCUUCCACCAGCACAACCAGCUUUAGAAGACAACAUUUCUCGACGAUCAAGUCGGGCAACUAGCAGUGAAGGAUCAUUCCAUGACGUUGAGGAGGGAAGUCAGAUCAGUGUGAAUUCUGAGACGUCCCAGGACCAGUGGGCACACAGAAAUUCUAUCGUUUACCCACCAAACCAUACCAAUAAUAUACAAGACUUGAAAAAGCAACCCAUAUAUGUAUACAGAGAUUUACCACAAGAAGACAGCGACUAUGAAAGAGAGCAUGCCCCACCCACACCCCCUCCAAGAAAAUUGUCACGCAAAGGUGUGGCAUACCGUCUUGGGUGUAUAGGCAAGCAGGGCAGUGAUGAAAAUCCACUGAUGCGAAAAGUUGGCGAGCCCCUUAAAUUGACCCAGUCGCAGGUAAAUAAUGCAAUGGCUGUGGCUGGGUUAACACCAGAGGGUCGUCAGAGAGAGAUGGACUACCCAAAUGUACAGCGCACACCAAUGUCGUCCCCAAACAGAGUCAGAUCUUCAUACACCCAGCCAGUACACCCAUUUCUCCGUUUCAACCGUUCCAAAUCAAUCAUUGAAGGUGAAGAUGUAGCAGCGGACUUCCGGUCUCAUCAGCGACACAGCGAUACUGUGUUACCUGUGGACGGAAUAUCUCAUAGAGAGAGAGGACCACUAUGUCUACCCACAGAGAGACUGCAAGAUCAGCAUGGGGCAGGCAGUGCCGAAAGUCUAGUGGAACAGGUGAUACAUAGUGAAGGUUUAGGCCAUUUAGUAAAUGUUCAAGCAUUGAAACGUGAGAUAGCAGAGGCAGGGGACAUGACCCCAGAACAGUUAGAGCUUGCUGCAAGACGGCUACUCCAGGAGCACCGGUCUGGCAGCUUACAGGGACCUUACUAUGAACACUUGGGCGGAUAUCGCGCCCACGAAAUGAAAGACUAUAACCAGUAUUCUGCUCAGGAUGACGUGCGACAUCGGCACGGUUAUCACGGAGACGUCGAUCAGAGAGACAAUUCAAAAAUGGCCCACCGUAAGAGUGCACCAGCUUAUCACCAAGGUAACGUGUGAGAAAUAUGAUGUAAACCCUGUUAACCAUUCCACGUAAUUUGACUGGCACACAGUCUUGUUGUUGAAGAACCUGGUACGGAGUAGAUAACCUCAUAUAAAAAAAAGCUCGGUCGUGGAGUCACUGCUGAGGAGACAGUUAUCUAGUGUAUCCUUGUUUGUAACAUACACAGAAUGUUCCUCAUACAUGACUGUAAGCAGGCGAGAGGAUAUUGGAGCCACUGGUGGUAAUAUUGUGAUAGUAUAUACCUAUAUAUGGAAGUAAUUUAUUUGUAUACAUGUAAGAAGUAGGAAAUGAUAGCAUUAUAAUAUGAUGUAACCAAACAUUUUUCAUCAAGAAAAACAAAAAGAGCAGACAUCAAACGUAGUUUACACAAAAUUGUGAUUUGUUAGAGGACUUUUGUUGAAUCCAUUCCUCUUGUACAAAGUAUACACAUCUCUGCCCUCGUAAUUUACCAUAAGUCAUUGUACGUGUUUGACCUACUUUCCCAGAUGCAUUGAAAUGAGUGCUUUAACGAUCAUAAAUGCUUAUAAAGCAAAAAGAAUUUGUUUUCAUGCACGGUUUUGAGCAAAGUUAUUGUGUACAUGUACAUGUAUUUUACUGAUUUUCUCAUAUGUACGAAGAAUUGACUAUAUUUUGGUGGACCUCUUACCUGUAUUUGUAGAUAUGAAGAAAAGAGAAAAUUUAGUAAUCAUAUACAUAUGUACUUACGUCUCAUUAAACAAUGCCAAUUUUCAAAUAAUGAUAAAAAUAGUCCAGUAUAUGCUUGGAAUUUGAAAGCAGUUCAAAUUAACCAAGUUUAUCUAGUAACUUUACAUCUGUCUUCAUUUGAAACUAAAAUAGGGAUGAUGUUUUGUUUUGUUUAGAAAUUUCUAUAAUUUUGGGGGAAAAGUCCUUAAUUUUGGGGAAGGGUAACUGAUGGUCUGUGAUCAUUUGAAAUGAUUUUCGUAAACUUAUGUUUUCACUGAUUGAGAAGUAACAAUUCAUAAAUUUGCAGCAUUUAAUUAUCAGUCGAAUUACAUGUAUAUUAUUUCAAAUUUUGAAUUAUAGAUUGUAGAACAGUAUAUUUUUCUUUCAUGAAUAGUUGCUGUAAGUAGAAAUAAAAUGGAUCUUUGAUUUUAAUUACUUAGAAUAGAGUAAGACAGCACUGUUUUGUUUUGCACAGUUUAUAAAAAUAAUGGUGUGUUUUCAGUUUAAGCCUGCUUAAAGCAGCAAAAGUAUUUUGUUGAAACACUGUUCUGUUAUUUUAAAAGUUUUGGUGUUCAAAAUGUCCUCAUGAGUGACUGUUGUUAUUUAUUUAUGCGCAUUCAUUACAUUGAUCAUUUUCCAUGCAUAUUCAUUAUACAUUACUGAUGCCUUUAGGUAAAGUGGUAAAUAUGUAGUAUAAAAAAGACAUUUAAUGAUUAGGUACAUAUGUGUCAACUAAGAUAUUAGUUAUUUCAAGAUUUACAUGCAACUGUCUGCUUUAGUCAAAACAACAUGAUCCCAGAAGGUUUUUAAAGUUCUGUCAGUCUUUUUCCCAUUGCUUAGGAUUAUAUGUUUGAUUUAUUAAAGGUGGCCUAAGAUGAAAAAUAAAACUGGAAAUCAAGUUGCUACUGUAACAUACUCUUGGUUGGAAAAUAUGAAAAUAGGAUAGUUGCCUUAGUAAUGGAAUAGUCGUGGCAUUUUUGGGAGAAAUUUCUGACAUUGCUUUUAAGCAUUAGCAACAAAUAUUUAAUAUCAGCAUUUUCCAUGGCAGUAAAUAUAUGACAACUGUUUUCAUGGCAACAAAUAUGUGACUUCAUUACUUCUGUGACAACAAAUGUAUGACAUCACUGUUUUCAAUGGCAAUAUAUUAUGACAUCACUUAUUCCAUUGAAACAUAUAUGACAUCACAUAUUUCCAUGGCAACACAUAAUUAUAUCAUUAUUGUUCUCAUUGUUACAGAUAUUUGAAUGUUUUAUACCAUUUUUACCCAUAUAGUGAUAUAUUAUAUUGUAUUAAAGUUUAUUUGUAUAGAUGGGUUGAUAUUUAUUUUACCAAGCUUCUUUCUACAAAUUUUAGAAAUUUCUGAGAUUUCUAGUGGUACAUAUUUUAUUGUUUACUAUUUAUGAAAUUUAUAGAAAGUUUUGAACUCAUUCUGCCUUUUGUGGUAUGUAUUUCUAUAUGAUGUCCAACAAACCCUCGUAUUCUAAAGCACAUUUUAAGGGCUAAUCUUUAUUGAUAAAUUGGGACAGAAAUAAAAUGUUACAUAAACACUAAAUUUUUGGCACACGUUAUUAGUUAUUUAUAUAUUCUGUACAUCAACAUUUUCAUGAUUGAAUAUUUAAACUAUGAAAAAUAGCACAGAACAUAAUGAAAUGUGGAAAACAAGGCUUGAUAUAAUUUAUAAAUAAAAUUUGAUAAAUGAAAUGGGGCAUUUGAGAAAUGCGUAUCACAUAAGAUUCUUUACACAAUGUGAAAUGGUUUUCAGUAUGAACUGAAUUUUCACUGAUUUUUUCUUUUUUUUUUCUUUUUUUUUGUGAUAUAUAAACACACCUAGCAUUAGAAAACUUCACAUUAUAAAAUAUUUAUGUAGGAAUUGUUUUUGAAAGUGUUUUAUGCUGAGUAGAGCAUAGAUAGAAUCUCAGUAGAUAUUAACCCUUAGCCUGCUGGCGGCAAGUGAUUCUGCCUUUGUGACCAGUGCAGACCAAGAUCAGUCUGCACAUCUGUGCAGUCUGAUCAUGAUAUGCACAUUUCACUAUUCAGUCAGUAUCUUUUUGGUAAGCACCCCUUUUAACAGUUAAUGGUACUGUCCAAAUUGAAAGAUGGACAAGUUCAUUAUAGAAAUUUAGCAGGGUAAGGGUUAAAGCCAAUGAUCUCAGAAUGUUACAAAUUAUCACAUGAAAACUGCUAUAACUUUUGUAUAAUUAUUACUACAAUGUAACAGGAAUGGUGGUAUAGAGUAUUAUUUUUUGCUUUUCGAUGAAAGACCGGGAAUUAUCAGUGAGAUAUAAUCCAUUUCAGUCACUGUAAGUGAUAUAGCAUUGCCAGUCUACUUGUAAAUUGUGUAUUAGUUUAUAUCUUAUUUGCUUACAACAGGAGUCAGACUUGGUUCUUUAUUGUAUAUUUCUGAAAUUUUACAAGGAUGUGCUGGAAAAAUAAAUGAAAUGGAACAUAAUGUUGUGUGCAUAUUUGAAAUGUCACAAGACAGCUGACAUAAUUUUUGUUUCAGCACAUCUGUUUCCAAAGCUGCAAUUAAAAUUUCUUGAGAAAUGCAUAUUUGAAUGUAAGUUAGCAUAAGAUAAAAAAAAAUCUGUAUACCAUUUCUGUUAUCAAGUAGUAGAAGAAAAAUGCAACAUAUGAGAUGAAUUGCCGGAGUUGCAUUUUUUUCAUAAAUAACUUGAGAUGUUUUUACGAUAAUAUGAGCCGCACCAUGAGAAAACCAACAUAGUGGCUUUGCGACCAGCAUGGAUCCAGACCAGCCUGCGCAUCUGCACAGUCUGGUCAGGAUCCAUGCUGUUCGCUUUCAAAGCCUAUUGCAAUCAGAGAAACCGUUAGCGAACAGCAUGGAUCCUGACCAGACUGCGCGGAUUGGUGCGCAGGCUGGUCUGGAUCCAUGCUGGUCGCAAAUGCACUAUGUUGGUUUUCUCAUGGCGCAGCUCAUAUGUUAUCUUCAAUGGUCAGAUUGAAAGUGAAUUUGAACAUAACUUUUACAUGUGUAAAUUUGUUUCUGAAACAUACCAAAUAGAAAUUGUAAAAUAAUUUUAAGAGAACUGAAUUGAUUAUUGCUUUUGAUAGUUUUACCCCUAUAAAUGUGAUUAUUGAAAGGUUGUGCUCGUAUUUUAAGCUUUAAGGCAGUUUUUCAGAUCUGGUGGAAGAUGCAUAUUUCUUCUUCUUUUUUUUAUCAGUAAUUUUUAAGAACCUGCAGUUUCUGACAUAAUUUUACAGAAGAAAUCUCAUCAGUUACAUAACUUUUUCAUAUUGAUAAUUCCCUCGUGUUACUAUUUCGACAUCGUUUGAGAGAAUUUUACACUGCUUUUUGUACAAAUUGUUAUUUUGAAUAGAAAAUGUUUUCAUCUAUGGGUGUUCUAAUAGCAGUUUCUGACAGAAUUGAAAAUCUACCUUUAAAGCCCAUGGUUUCUUGGAUAUGAAUGCUGUUCUUGUUCUGGAAUUUGCAAAAUGCUCAAGAUUUUACUUUAGAUUUUUGCUGUCAGUUGAUGUUCGACAAAAUGCAUGUUAUUACAUAUACACCUGAAAAUAAAAAAGUUGGUAAUUGAUUUAAUACAAAUACUUCAGUUUGUUGUGCUUUCAUUUUUGAAACAAUGUAAAUACUUGUUUUCAUUUUAUAAAGUUUUACUUUUUAAGUCUAUUUCUGUGUUGUGAUAAAGAGUUAAAACUAACUUACACAUAGAGCCAACAAAACUAAAAGGAUUUCUCCCCAAAGGAGAGAAUAUUAAAGGGAGGUAAUCAUGAUGUGACUUGACAAUAUUUUUAGUAAUGACACAUGGCAUAAGAAGUUAACAUUCUUGUAUGAAUGUUCAUAAAAAAGGUAAUUUUAGAAUUUAUGCUUUGGUACAAGUUUUCCUUCUGUCGUUAUGAUUUGGUAAAUGGAAAUGAUUUAUGGAGAGAAAGAUUUCAUUUUCAUUUACAAUUCCAAAACAUGGAAAUAAGUGAAUGGUUUUGACAGCACAACAUGAAGAGUAUGUGAGUUUGUUCCAUGAACCAUUAUGCUUAUUGCUGUUAACCCUUACCGUGCUGGACAUGUCUGAUUCUGCCUUUGCGACCAGUGUAGACCGAGGUCAGCCUGCACAUCUGUGCAGUCUGAUCAUGGUCUGCACUGUUCGCUAUUCAGUCAGUAAAUUUUCAGUAAACACCCCUUGAAAUGAUAAAUGGUACUGUCCAGAUUGGAAGAUGGACCAGUCCAUUAUAGAAAUAUAGCAUGGUAAGGGUUAAGAAUUCUGAACAUCAAACUUUAUGAGAAUCUUUUUGUAAUUUACAGAAAAAAAAAAAUCAAAAUUUAUUAUCCCAUUUUGUAGGUGUGCUUGACUUACUCAUACAAACAAAAUUUCAUUCAGUUCCAUAAAUACAGCAUUUGUAGAAAAAUCAUCAGUAGGUUAAAAUUCAAUCAGACAUAAAGAUGUCUUUGUCAUUUAGAAUCAUAUCAUGAUUUGAAUUUAUUAAGAAUAUGUUCAUUUUAGAAUUGCCUGACAUUAAGAAAACCAAUGUUGAAUCUCGCCAAAAGGUCAUACUUCUUAUUGUAAUGCAUUAUGGGCAAUUUAUAUUUUAUGAUAUAAAAAGUCUGUACAUUUGUGUACUUUUGUGUACUUGACUCGCAUUAAAUGUAUUAUUGAAUCAUCCAAAAAAAAAAACAAACAAAAUUGUUGAAUCAUAGAUUGUUGGUAAAGCAUUCAGUGGUGUAGUAUGGCCAGAUUUUACCCUUAUGUUAUAUAUGAGCAGACUAGUACAAGUUUAUAUCAGUAUGAGAAGAGAAAAUUAUUAUUGUAUUAUAUUAUGUAUUUCAACAUUUUUCAAGGAUUGUUAAACAGAGAUGUGCAAUAAAACAUAUUCCCCAG
Molecule: messenger RNA, 12573 nt
Organism: Mercenaria mercenaria
Lineage: Eukaryota; Metazoa; Mollusca; Bivalvia; Venerida; Veneridae
Product: muscle calcium channel subunit alpha-1-like
Exons: 45
Coding region: 580-7041 (2153 amino acids)
Biological process (GO): calcium ion import across plasma membrane
Cellular component (GO): membrane; voltage-gated calcium channel complex
Molecular function (GO): high voltage-gated calcium channel activity
Source: RefSeq, a predicted model, not a curated record